Molecule: messenger RNA, 1635 nt
Organism: Saccoglossus kowalevskii
Lineage: Eukaryota; Metazoa; Hemichordata; Enteropneusta; Harrimaniidae
Source: RefSeq, a predicted model, not a curated record
AUGAUUCAUUCACGAGAAACUGCACACAAAUGUUUAGUAAACAACAAAACCGACAAAAAUGAUUCUCAUACCCAUGACCAGAGCACACCAUCCGCUGAGAAAACCUCAAGGACACCAUCUAAAGACCGAACUAAUAGAAGCUUCAACGCAUUGUUUCCAUACAUUGAUUACAAUCGAUUUGGAAUGGAGUGGGUGGAUAUUGUUGAUGAGAUUGAAUGGGUAAACAGGCACAUAAAUGUUGAACCAAGGAACUAUGAAGUACCAUUCGACAUUGGAAAUGGAACUUUAGGACAAACAUCUGUUUUCAAAACAAGAGCUACAUUACAGUCCGAUAAGAAUAUAUACAAGGGGACUUUUAUCAGAAUCUCCAUUGUAACAUUUGACGACAACGGCCGUUCCCGAAAUAAGGGAGGAGAUUUCUUUUCCGCUCGAAUGUCUAAUGAUUAUCUACAAAAGAGCACAGCAGGUCGAGUAAUAGACCAUGGGAACGGCACUUACUCCGUGUAUUUCUACGCAGCUUGGGCAGGAAAAGCACGAAUUACCAUAGCACUUACAUUUGUGAGGGAGUUCAUCCACUAUAUCAAAGAUUCAUUGAAAACAAAAGAGCAGUUACUUGAGUUUACAGGCACUUACUUGGACAAAAACGUUACCGAGGAAACGACUUGUCGUCUGAUAAAUGAGGGGGUAUGGAGUGACAUGUGCGAAUACACAAAUCAGAACUCCAUUGGAAAAACUGUACUUGUGUGCAAUAAGCCCAAGAACAUCGACUGCUCUAAACUCUAUUCAAUGAGUGUUUUAGCAGUAAGACUGAACUCACUUGCAGCAUCGGAAAUUAUUCGUACUAAAAGCCUAUUUGACAGAAAAACCGACAGGGUAGUACUCCAAGGCAUGCCAAUGGCAGUGACUAUACAAGAUUCAACAAUAGAUUCUCCUAAGUUACCAAACUGCGGACCAGAUUUGCCAAUACCGCUAUCAGAUGGCUACUGGGACAACAAUCGGACAUAUAUUUCUAAGGUAUGUCGAAGUCAACAGUGGACACAGGAACAAUUUGACAAAUGUGCAGCUAACAAGAUAUUCGUGGGUAGUGGUGAUUCUGCAUUACGGGAAUUCAUUGACAUUUUCAAAGAAUUCAAUAGUCAUUUUGACUUCCACUUCAUGACGCCAAGAAUUGCAGGACCUCAUAUCUCUAUAUGGGAACCAAUGUUUGAAAGUGACAUCAUAGACAAUAUAUCUCAAAGUGAUUGUCGGUUACACAACUAUGUAGUGCUUCUAAACUUCUGUUUUCAUUACGGUGCGUGGUCGACCAGAUCAUUUGUAGAACGUCUCGUUCAGGUAAAGCUUUCUGUUGAAAGACUUAUGAAACGAUGUCGAGAUCCUAAAAUUGUAAUUAAAAUGAGCCAUUCACGGGACAAUGUAUACAUAGAACAGCAAAUCCAUAGUAACAAUUGGUCUUUCUAUGACAUGAACAGAAUCAUUCGUCGUGUGUUCGGGGGAAUAGGGGUGCAUUUUCUGGAUAUUUGGGAUAUGGUGAUUUCUUCUUUCCAUGACAUAACAGUUCACAUGGACAGAGAUGUGGUGAUGCAGGAAUUUUACCUCAUGCUUUCGUAUAUUUGUCCAGAAUUAGUGGAAUCAUAG